ACUGAGAGAUAGUGAGAGGACUGCACUGGGGAAUAUCUGCCCAGGGAAUACAAUACGUUUUCAGCCCAUUAAGUUGGAUAAACAAAUGGCUUACUGUACGAGUUGCUGAGAGUCAUGGACAUCAGCAGGAAAACAGCAGGAAAAUCAAUAACUCCAGAGGGGCGGUGGAGGAGUGUUAAUGGGAUGCCAUGAUAUUUGCUUGAAGACGCCAACAGCUUUACCUCAGAGCAACCCUUGUCUGGGACUAAAUUGAUGUGGAGGUCCAGUGGUGUGUCAGAGACUGGGCAAGAUGGGUAACGCCAUGCGAGGCGUCAUCGCCCUCAUUCCCUCAGAGCGCUGCCAACGCUUCCUAGUGGGGGACCUGAAGGAAAUGCCCCUCGAUCGGACCCUGGACCUGAGCAGCCGGCAGUUGCGUCGGAUGCCUGCUGCUGCCUGCGUGUUCAAUGAGCUGGUGAAGCUCUACCUGAGUGACAACAACCUCAGCAGCUUACCGGCUGAGCUGCAGGGCCUGAAGAAGCUGCAGCUCCUGGCGCUUGACUUUAACUGCUUUGAAGAGCUCCCUGCAGCUGUGUGCAGAUUGCCCCAGCUCAGCAUCCUUUACCUGGGUAACAACAGGCUCUACCGCCUCCCCAAGGAACUGAGAGAGCUCAAGGAACUCAGUACGCUGUGGCUGGAGACUAAUUGCUUCACUGUCUUCCCUAAGGUGGUUUGUGAGCUCUCUAAUCUCAAGACCCUGCAUCUUGGUUAUAACCAGAUACAGAGUUUACCAAAAGAGCUUGGAGGGCUGGAGGAGUUAAGAAGUAUCUGGCUUGCUGGGAACCAGCUGACAGCGUUCCCUCCAGUGUUGCUGGAAAUGCACUUACUAGCUGUUAUUGAUGUGGAUCGGAACAGAAUACGCUACUUCCCAGGCCUGUCUCACAUGCAGGGGUUGAAACUUGUCAUCUAUGACCACAACCCCUGUGUUAAUGCCCCGGCAGUGGCCGAAGGAGUCAGAAGAGUUGGGCGCUGGGCGGACAGCUCAGAUGAUGAGCAGGAAGAUGGUGGGUCGAAAGCAGCAAGUGAGACUACAGCAGAGGUCACAGAAGUGCAACAGGAGGAGGAGCACAACAUUUAGGGUCAAGGAACAAAAUGACCUUCAGCUGUGGCGAGGCCUGGCGGGACAGUAUGACGUUCAAGUGGAACACUUAACGCCAAGUGGUGUGUUGUACAGCAAGCCAAUGGCAUUUGCUCCAUAUAUGGCAAAGCCAAUUGUAUGAGCUUAAAAAUAAGACACAGAGUUGUACAAAAAUGUAGC
This is a messenger RNA of Epinephelus moara (kelp grouper), 1294 nucleotides long. RefSeq names its product leucine rich repeat containing 10 (gene lrrc10). The record is from RefSeq and is a predicted model, not a curated record. Gene Ontology annotation, molecular function: protein binding. The transcript has 2 exons. NCBI's taxonomy places the organism in Eukaryota, Metazoa, Chordata, Actinopteri, Perciformes, Serranidae. Bases 290 to 1114 code for a protein of 274 amino acids.